Molecule: messenger RNA, 2313 nt
Organism: Phlebotomus papatasi
Lineage: Eukaryota; Metazoa; Arthropoda; Insecta; Diptera; Psychodidae
Product: trypsin-1-like
Exons: 2
Coding region: 63-860 (265 amino acids)
Biological process (GO): proteolysis
Molecular function (GO): serine-type endopeptidase activity
Source: RefSeq, a predicted model, not a curated record
AUUUCUAACGAUCAUUAGUUACCUUUUGCUAUUUCUCAAGGUUUCUACAACAAUCAGUGAAAAUGAAGCUUAUUUUAUGCACGAUUUUGUUUAUUGGAACCGCCGUGGUGGCUUCUGUUGUACCAAGAAUUGUUGGAGGAAAGCCAGCUACUCCGCAUGAGUUUCCUUACAUGGUUUCCCUGCAAUGGGUUAAGCCUCAUCACACACAUUUCUGUGGUGGAGCACUUUUGAACAAAAGAUGGGUACUGACUGCUGGCCAUUGUGUUAAUGCUCUGACGGGUAAUGAUGACAUUGUUGCUGGAGCACAUAGUCUUGAAAAUCCAGAUAAAUAUGAACAGAGGAGGAAGGCUCUUAGGACGUUCGUUCACAAAGAUUACAGUGGAGGUGUUGCUCCUCAUGAUAUUGGUCUAAUUUACGUAUCAGAACCUUUCAAAUUCAAUGCUUAUGUCCACCAUUUACAUUUGCCUUCCGUUGAGGCUUUCUAUCCUACUGGACACGCCACAAUUUCUGGAUGGGGAUCUACGUCUAAUACUACAACUCAGGAAUAUCCCGAUUUACUUAUGAAGGCUGAUCUUCCAAUUCAAACUUUAGAUUUAUGCUUUGAAAUCUUUGCCAAUACGCCGCUGCACAGUACCAAUGUUUGUGCUGGAGAACUCGAUGGAUCAAAGGCUGUCUGCGUCGCAGAUUCAGGUAGUCCUCUUGUGCAAAAAGACUCCGAAGGAGACGUUGUAGUUCAUGGACUAACCAGCUGGGGUCAAGUACCAUGCGGAAGACCAGGAACGACGGGAGUUUUCGUAAAUGUCUCAUACUUUUUGAAAUGGAUUAAGGAGACAAUGCAAAAUUACGAAAACCAGUUAUAAUUUAUUUUUAUUUAAAAAAUAAAUUCUCUGUUGUAAAGGAAACCUAAACAAAACCCAGUAGGGGAAAGUGCUCUCCCUUCGAAUGUUCAUGCCUUUGAAUAAUAUGAAUUUCUUCUGUUUUUCGUAAGAGAUUUACACUAUUUAAAUUAUCAUGGAAUUAUCAACAAUUGAUGAUAAGCCAACUAAUAUUUAAUAAAAAUGUGUAAGUCUCUUAGGAAAGCGAAAAGAAAAUUCACAUUAUUCAAAGGCAUGAACGUUCGAAGGGAGAGUACUUUCCCCUAUACUGUAUAUUGGGCCGCGGUCCAAAAUUAAAUUACGUUAAUAGUCUUAAAUUGUUUGCUUUCAUGUAUACGGGUAUCCCUAUCGUCCUUAAAGAGUUAACAGGAAUGCACUUAGCAGAAAGUUCAAUUUUACAAUGAAUAUCGUUUGCAAUAUGAUGCUUUUUCGUUCUACAAUAUAUCCUUUAAAGCCUUUAAAGCAUUGAUCCCCGAAAUAUUUAGGCUGAUCUCUAAGAAAAUCAAAAGCAACCAUCAGAUUCCGGAUUAAUCUGUACGAUCUAUAAGUUAAUGCCUGAGUUUAUCUACGACUUUAAUACCCUUUUUAUUUAUUUUUUCAUUAAAUUCAUUAAAUUUUUUAUUCAGGUUAGCUCAGCAGCGUAUAAUCGACUUGUCAGAAUAUAAGUCGAAUAAGUCUAUUUGUUGCAAAAUUCAUUUUUUCCGCUUUUCGGUACUCCUUAACAUCCGCUACCUUCCCUGUGAAUAUUAUACCGGAAAGUUCAUUAUUCUCAAAGUUAUAGAGGUUUCAAAUCUUAAAAAUCCUAUACUUAGCAUGCUAAAUCUCAACUUUAAAUCGCUCUUUUGUAAAGUUGGCCAUUCGAGACUUAUUUAUCAUAUUAUAUUCUGAGCCGUCGAUAUACACCUCUCGAUUUUUCUUCAUCAGUUCAGGAAGGCGUUCAAAGAUUAUAAAUUUGCUUCAGCCACCUUGUCCCACCUUGUCCUAAGAUUGACUCUCUUCCACAAUGGCUUACAUAGUUUUUCUAAGACCUCUUUCUAUAUUCAUGCGCUAAAUAUGAUCAUAUCAUAGAAGUUGUGACUUAUUGAAAUGAAGAAACCCAGCCAUCAAUCUCUUAGUUUCUCACGAGCGGCUACGUUUAUCACUCAAUGUCUAUGAGUAUAUAUUCCUUAACCGCCUGGAGGUACCUCAUUUUGGCAGCUCGUAUUCGUGAUCUUAUUCGUUCGGUCAUUACAGAAAUCUCAUGACCACAGACAAGGCAUUGUUCAGGUUGUCGGAAGAUCAUCGAUACCUCAGAUCCCUCAGAUAUUCUUUUUUUAAUCAUAUCAAAUAAAAAGGCAAGUUUUAUUUUUUGGACAUGUUCUUUCAUUUAAUAUCCUUUCAUGAAAAUCUUUGUCACAAAAUAACAGACAAUAAAAAAAAUAAACAGAGAAAGAGACCA